GAAAAUUUGGUUUUUAUAAAUUUUAUAAAGAGUAUUUUAAACUUAUCGUUGAAAUCUCCUUAUUACACAAUUCUCAAACGGAAAUGAUAAAAGUUUGAUAGCAACUGUAGUGAUAAAACAGAAAUCUGAAUAACAAAGUUCAGUUCAACAAAAAAAUAUUUGUCAAAGAAUUUUUUUUAUAGUUUUUUGUUUCAUAUAUAUAUAUAUGUUUCAAAUGCAGUUCAGUAAAAUUGUCAACCAUGGUAUACUUUUGAGCCUUAUUGCGCUUAUAACUGCAGCCUCUGAAAGUACUACUCCAACAACAAAAAAUAGGUAUUUACCGCUUGUUAUCAAUACUUGGGCGUUCACUGAAGCUAAUGCAGCUGCUUGGCUUGUACUCAAUCAACAGCCAGGUGGUAAUGCUUUAGACGCGCUAAUCGAAGGUUGCGCCACUUGUGAACGUCUACAAUGUGACGGUACUGUCGGAUAUGGUGGCUCACCGGAUGAGAAUGGUGAAACUACGCUGGAUGCUAUGGUCAUGGAUGGCAGCAAUAUGAAUAUUGGUGCAGUUGCCGGUCUACGACAAAUAAAGGAUGCCAUAAAUGUUGCGCGACAUGUAUUGGAACAUACGAAACACACGUUGUUAGUAGGUGAUGCAGCAAGUAACUUUGCUGAGAAGAUGGGUUUCCGACGUGAGAAACUUGCCACCAACCGGUCAAUCGAUAUAUGGAAAGCAUGGCGUCACAAUUUUUGCCAACCAAACUACUGGUUAAACGUAUAUCCCGAUCCGACCAAAAGUUGUGGACCAUAUAAGCCAAUCCCUUUCAAUGUAAUGGACAUUGACGAUGCUUCUCGCUAUGAAUACCAAAUUGGACGUUGGAAUCACGACACAAUCGGCAUGAUUGUCAUCGAUAGAAAUGGACAAAUAUAUGCUGGAACAUCUACUAAUGGCGCAAGCCACAAAAUACCCGGACGUGUUGGCGACUCCCCCAUACCUGGUGCAGGUGCUUAUGCAGAUAAUGAAAUUGGUGCAGCUGUAGCUACAGGAGAUGGUGAUGUAAUGAUGCGCUUUUUGCCUGCUUUGGUGGCAGUUGAGGGACUGCGUGCGGGCAAGACACCCACAUCAGCAGCGGAAACGGCGAUGCAACGUAUCAAGCGUCACUAUCCAGACUUCAGUGGCGGUUUGGUUGUAGUUGAUCGUUUUGGAAACUACGGUGCUGCUUGUGUGGGAAUGACAAAAUUCCCGUACUCAGUUGCAAGUGGUGACGCGACGCAAAAGACAGUGGUAGAGUACAAGUAUUGUAAAACAGACACGACAUUUUUGUGAUGUAAAAAUAAAUGUAAUCAAAUUAUUGAUUUAGACAGUU
Molecule: messenger RNA, 1346 nt
Organism: Zeugodacus cucurbitae (melon fly)
Lineage: Eukaryota; Metazoa; Arthropoda; Insecta; Diptera; Tephritidae
Product: putative N(4)-(beta-N-acetylglucosaminyl)-L-asparaginase GM21137
Exons: 1
Coding region: 206-1306 (366 amino acids)
Biological process (GO): protein deglycosylation
Cellular component (GO): lysosome
Molecular function (GO): N4-(beta-N-acetylglucosaminyl)-L-asparaginase activity
Source: RefSeq, a predicted model, not a curated record